Pseudophryne corroboree (corroboree frog) is the source of this 4270-nucleotide messenger RNA. It is a transcript of the gene KANSL1L, whose product is annotated as KAT8 regulatory NSL complex subunit 1 like. Gene Ontology annotation, cellular component: NSL complex. Gene Ontology annotation, molecular function: histone acetyltransferase binding. The transcript is spliced from 16 exons. NCBI's taxonomy places the organism in Eukaryota, Metazoa, Chordata, Amphibia, Anura, Myobatrachidae. The coding region runs from base 536 to 3223 and encodes 895 amino acids. The record is from RefSeq and is a predicted model, not a curated record.
CUGCUGCUGCUGCUGCCACAUGUCCCAUUCACAUUACACGAUGUUUAUUAUUAUUAUUAUUACUACCCGGGACAUCGCCUCCAGCGCAGCAUUCCCCUCAGCGCGAUCCCUCCGCCCACGCCUCUGCUCAGAUUGGUCACCGUGCCCUGUUAAUUUACAUGAACACGCCUACCUUAAUUCCUAUUGGGCUCAAUACAGAAAAAAAACAUCAUCGCAGUAAGCGAUUGGCUGCCGCACGACAUUCCCGACCUCCUAAUUAAUAUACGGCACCUGAUUAGUCAGACUCCACCGCCCCUCCCGCCGGAUUGGUCCAUUGACUUCUGCACUCGCUCCAUCACGUCGUAGUAGUAGUAGUAACUGAGCGGUGUUGUGGUCGGGAGUCUCAGAUCGGACAGUGCCGUCCACACCAACCGGCACUCCGCCAACGGGAGGGACUGUGACCGCUCCCCGGAUCCUCCACGUCAGCAGCCGCUGAGCAGGUAACGGCUCAUCGUGGUCCCGUACUUUCCUCCGCAGGACCGUCUCACCAGCAAAAAUGACCCCAGUUCUUACAGAUACAGUUACCCAGCUGCCUGGGGUUCAUAUCUCACCGUCUCUUAGUACAAGGAGCCUGCGCACCGACCCCAGUCAUUGCCUAGAUACUUCCAAUACCAAAGUCAACUGUUCAAGUGUAGUAUUUGCUGGUACGGAGCUACUACAUCUGCACAAAGACUUUAAGCCAGUUGAGCCACUUUCUUCAGCUCAUUAUAAAACGCUCUUUCUAUUGACAUCAAGUUCUGGUUUGAAUCUAGAAAAUAAGCGCCAUUCAGCAUGGAAGACGGAGCAAGCCGCGCGCUUUCAGGGGUUUCUCGCACAGAAAGAUGGUAGUCCUCCGCUUGCCGAGAGCAAAGUGAGAAGAGAACUCUUCCCCGGCACAGUGAGCAAGGUCUUAGCUGACGUAAACAAACUCUGGGACAUAACGGUAGCCGAGGCCGGAAGCCGGCAUGGAUUGUAUGACCCAAAAUACAGGUUACAAAGAAUAAUAGAGGAGGAAAGUCUUGCCUUGCCAUUUACUAGUAAUUCUAUCACACCCGAUUUAUUGGACUUGGAAAAUGAGCCACAAAACGCAGCUGAUAAGGAAAGAAGAGCGAAGCUGGUAUUUUUGAAAUGUCUGAAUCGGCAACAAAUGCUCUUAAACCGCGCACAGCAAAACCAAAAACGCCUGCGGUUGCUGUUGGCAACGCAUGCUGUGGAACAUUGCAGCAAACAGAUAAGUGGCUUUGUGAAUCAUCAGAUUGAGACGAUAAAGGUGCAUAGGAGUUCUGCCAGCCAACCACGUAACAACGCAGAGACAGAUGCGGAGGUGCUGGACCCAGUGGGAACGGCCAGUGGUACAUGUAUGGAUUUUGACAAUGCAGUCUGUCAGGCAAUGCCAUCUGCCGUCAGGAAGUUUUCUAUACCCACCAGGGGACUUAUAAACCACCUUGCACGGGAGUUGGACUCUGAUGCUACAGAAAGCAGCUCUGACGAGGAUUGGGAUGAAUACUCUAGCAAAACGCAUGACUGUAGUGCGGAAUGGGACUGGCUGUCAGUAAGAGCGGGUGUCGCGAGUCGCUGGACCUGGCUUCAGGCUGAGAUUUCAGAGCUGGAGUACAAAAUCCAGCAAAUGGCCAAUCUUCAGGGUCCGAUCCGGAGGCGGAAGGGAACGCUGGUGUUUGCAGAACCCUCAGAUUGCAUUGUCAGAGAAGAAACACAUCUUCCAGAUAAAGGCAUCUUAUUAAGUCCUGCAGGGAGGCUGGCGGCACCCCCAGAGGAAUCAGAUCUGCCUGCUGCAAAGGACUUAGACAUGUCUCCUAGCAGCCCCACUCUGCUCCUGAGAAACAUAGAGAAGCAGAGUGCUCAGCUGACUGAAAUGGUUAGUAGCCUGAUCACAGCAGACCCCAACCGCCUGUCUCCUACACUGCCAGUCAAACCCUUCACACGUGACAAGCCGGCUACCGGAGUCCCUUAUGGAACGUCAGGAGCCCCAAACCGUAAUGGAUUUUGCAAGCAGCAACCAGUAAAAAACAGGAAGCGGAUCCGUGCCAAAGCCUCCACCGUUCUCGGGAGAAGCUCAGCCCGCACCAGACCUCUGCGGCUGUGUUACAAACGGAACCUAUAUAGGCUGGGCCCGGGCUACACGCCUAUACAUUUGGCUGUACACUCAUCCAGAGCUGUAUAUGGUUGCAAUGAAUCACAGCAAACCGCAAACCACAGCUCUACCUGGAUCAGUUGUGACAAGCGGCAGAAUGUCUGCGAGAUAGACCCACACUUCCACCCUGUCUUGUCAUUCCUCUCCGAUCUGCCGCUGUACUUGCGUCUUGAGGCUUUGCUGAAUAAUAAUGAAGAUAUUAAAGGAGAUGUACUGGACAGCGCACUAUGCACUAAACAUGAGGCCGACCGACGCCCCUCCCGUGCAACUGCACCCUGGAGCAAGGAACGCACAGGCCGCUUCAGGCCUUGUUAUGAAACACGCAGCCGAGAAAGAAGACACGCAAGCGCGGCGGAAGCCGGCACCCUCCCUCUAUCUGCAAACUCCUUCAGCCACACUGCACAAGAUGAUGAUACCAAUAGGACACCGUCUUCUCAGGAAUCCGCCGCACAGACUCCUGCCGCCAAUAUUGUAUUCAGUGCGACCAGACGCAAGUUGCGGAGUGGGGUCUCGUAUGACAUUGACAACAUUGUAAUUCCCAUGAACCUGGUUGCACCCACUAAAGUGGAGAAGUUACAGUACAAAGAAAUCCUUACUCCCAGAUGGAAAGAAGAAGUCCAUGCACCCCUGGAAAUUGUCCCCAAUGAAGAGCUGGAAGAUCUGUCGGAUGAGGCCUACUCUAGCCGGCAUCAGAAGUAUGAGCAGAAGGAGAAGGCCCGCUGGGUACCUUGGAAAGAGAACAGAUGGCCCAAAAGGAGCAGGUACUCAGGCCAUAGCUUAGGAGUGUGGUCCGCUAACGUUUUGUUCUGCAAUGAAGAGAACUGUAGUCCCAGUUCCUUGUCACCGGUUUCUCAGGAAACAUUAUCCCCCCGUGCAGCCGGUUCCCAAAGCCUCCAGUCAGCAGGAGAUCUGCAGCGGGAGAAGGUAGGGUGCUGGGAGCGCAGGGUGUUUCCAUUAAGAGACGCUGCAGCUGUGGCGUUACUAGCCGCAGGAAAACCUGCUCCGCAGCCCCCAACGAAUGCAGGCAGCGACAGUAACAGCGACCAGAGGUGAUGGAACAAUCUGCAUGAACACUCACAGGCCGGCUUCUGAGCUCUGGCAGAGGAAUGAGGAGUGCGGCUGAAGACCUGCAUCAGAGAGGAAGACCUGCAUCAGAGAGGAAGACCUGCGAACGAUCACACAGCAAGCCUGGGCCGGAUCACGUAUCCCUGUGCACACUCCUCCUCAGCUGCUCAAACGUUCAAUGUUUCUUCAAGUCUAGAAACAUUCCCUCCAACAACUCUGGCACUUGUUCACAGUUACUGGGCGCUCAGUCAGGGCAAGUACCAGGCUAUUUAGUUAAACGUUCACUCUAAUUAUAUUGGAUUACUUAAAUGGAUUUUAAUUUGGCAGCUGCAUAAGGUCUUAAGCUCAGCAAAGUAUAAAAGGCAAUUCAGCCUCCACCACCUGAUCUCUAUUGUGGCAUCCAGAACGUUUUUUCUGCAGUUAUUUGUAAGGUUCCUUACUGCACAGUGCCAUAUAUUGUAGGAUUUCCUGUCUGUGGGGAAAGUAUCUAUUUAUGCAAAGUAUUUAACACUAACCUAUCUCUGCAAUAUUACCCAUUCCCAAAAUGUAGACCUGCAAUGUAUAUAUAUUCUCCUGACAUUGGUGCCAGGAAAAUGUGUCAAUAAUUUGGGACUGUGCUGAACCCCUUGCGGCUAGCAAGCGUGCAGGCUCCCCGCUCAUAAUAGUAGGGUUCCAGGUCACAGAGCAGAGGCAUGCGGUCCUCCAGCUGCUGUGGAACUACACAUCUCAGCAUGCCCGAACAGCAAACCUGUGGCAGGGAAUGCUGGGAUAUAUAGUUCCAAAGCAGCUGAAGAGGCUGCAUGUUAAAUACCCCUGAUGUAGAAGAUUAGUGUUAAAUAUUUGGCACGGGCAACACACCCUUAGUCCCUCCUGACUUCCAGAAUAAAUGACCAGUUGUGUGGGCAUCUUGGUCAUGUAGAGAGUAUUUCAACACUAGAAGAGUUAACCAUAUUCGGAAGGAAGGAUUGAAACAUGACAGUUGUGCAAGCUACCAGCUUUUCACAGGUUCUGUUUUGUAAUAAAGUUAUUUCUGUA